GGUCCGCGGACUCUCGACGCUCGCGAGAGGACCUGGAGUCUGACGCUUUUCGCGUCCGGGAGAGAGCCACUCCGACACGGACUGAAGCGAACGAGAUGGACGCCUUCUUCCUGGAGGGCCUUCGAAGUCAGUCCAAGAUGUGACCAUCACAAUGCAUCAGAAUUCGGCUUGGCCCAGCGUUUGUUACAAUAGCAGCCAAAACAUCUUUUAAAAAAAUCCCAUUACCAGAAUGCAGUCCUCCAGCCGCUCCUCUCAGCCCGCCAAACCGCGGCAUUUCGAUACCAGCAGGCGGGCCGCGACCCACGCUGGACCAAAGUCUCGCGUUGUUCAGAAGGAGGAUAAAAACAAGAACACCAUCGCUUCGUCCUCCCCCAGACAGGUGACUAAAGUUCCCGUCGCUCCCUCCAGGACCAGGCCGGCGGUGCAGCCUCGAGCACCGUUCAGUCAAAGCCGGUUUGGUGCACAAAAACAGAACUCUGUUCCCUUUAAAUCAGCUAAGCCCAAACCGAAGAGUGUCCGUACGGUGGCAGCGGCGACCAAAAUCUCAUCUCCCCUUUCCCCAGCUCCUUCCCUUCUCCCUCUUGACCCCAAUUGCAACGAGCCGAGCCUGCCGUGCUUGUGCUGUGAUGGCCGUUCGCCGCAGGACAACAACAGCAUGUUCAACCAUAACCACAACAACAACAACACUAUUUCUCUCAGGCACCAACUGCAGCUUCCUCCUCCGCCUCCGGUCGUGGCGCCCCAGAGGGAAGAUGAGACGGGGGCCAAGGAGCAGCCUCGGGCAUCCUCUCAAGUGAAGCCGGAGCCUCCUCCCCAACUCGCCGCCAAUGAAGAGAUGUUAGAAAAAGCAGAUCUCGAUGACAAGAAAGAUAUCAAAUCAGAGGAAGAGGAUGAUGAGAGCAGCAGCGGGGACAUUGAUAUCGAUGACGAAGACGACGACGAUGGCGACCACGAUGACGAGGAUGACGACGACACCCUGGUGCCCUCGUGCUGCGAUUGCCCUCCCUCCCUGCUGGAGUUCUCGCUUUCCUCCUCUACCUCAUCCUCCUCCACUUCCAUUAGCUCCUGCUCCGAUCUGGAGUCGGACUGCACCGAUCAAUACACUCCCCAACACCAAGAGCAUUUGUCGGUGUCAAUCAAAGAGUCUUCUUCGCAAUGUCAGCCGCCUGCACGUUCUCUCCCUUCCUUACCAAUCAGGCGCAUUCCCUUCACUUUGACGUCACACACCCCCAUUUCAUCCCCAGAUGAGGGCUAUCCCUCAGCCUUGGACACCCCUUCUCCAGACUACUUGGGAGUCAAAGAUGAUCCAGAAGUCACAAAGCUGGGUUUGCUUGACUUCCUGGAAUCAGUCGGGGAGUUUGGGAAAAUGGAGCGUUUCAGUCAGUUGAUCCAAGUGGCCCGUUGGGAUUUGGAGGGCGAGCAGAAUUGGGAUGUCUUGAGGGAUCGCUUGGACCAUCUGGAUCACUUGGAGAAGGUCAACAGGGAGAUCAAACUGGCGUACGUAGCCAGACUCCAUGAGAAGGGGCUUGAUCUUGGCGAUCUGGAGGAGCAGAACCUCGCUGACAUCAUGGAUGAAAUGGGGAGCGUUGGCAUGGGCUGGAAGCUGUACAAGAGCAGCGGGGGAUUCAUGGGAGAAUCUCAGGAGUUUUCAGACGCCGGCGUGGACCUGAGCGCGCCGUCAGACUGUGACGAUCCUCUUGCUCCGGACUCCCACACCCCAUCCCCCGCGGAGCUACCUCCUCGCCCACCGAAGCCUCCGACCCGUCACGCCAGCGUCAACUCCGACCUCCACACCUACAUCAACAUCAGCCGGGAGACCACAUCCAUGGCUGUCUCCACCUCACCCAUCUUGUCAACCUUCACGCCCAACUCUUCCUCUCCCACGUUCACCACCUUUCGCUGCGAGAAACCUUUGCCCCCAUCUCCGCCAUCCAUCCCUCCCCUCCCCACCUCCAAACCUGUCCCGUACCUCACCCUUUACACCACCUCCUCUCCAUCCAUCCCCACCCCGACUCCUCCCAUUCCUCCACCUCGGAGGCGACACCUGGCCAGGAAGGAGGCCCAACGCCUUGCCGUCCUUCAAGCAGAACAGGAAAAGACUCCCCUCUCCUUACCGCCUCCUACCACACGCCCACCACCUUUGCCUCCUCCGCCUGUUAUCUCCUCCGCCCUGCCCCCUCCAGGUGUACCCCCACCACUGCCACCAACACUGCCUCCUCCUCCUCCUUCCUUCCACGCUCUGGAUGUGGAGAUCCGCAAGUUGUUGAUGCUCGCAGGGUUGACCCAAGCUGAGCUCCUCAAACUGAGCCCAGAGCUUGGCGACUGCGUUGGGACGUUGGAGGAGGAAGAUGGAGAGUUCAGAAUACACGGAGAGGAGAAGGAAUGUGAUCCUGAAUUAAUGGGAAAAGAUGCAUAUAGCAGCAGAGCCACGUUGGCAGGGGAUAGAAGGGCAGAUAUACCCAGGGAGUGUCAGACAGAGGAGGGCAAAGAGGCCCAGAGAACCACCUCAUUCUCAGAGAUGGCUCGAAGACGGAAGAAGAGCAGCAUUAUGACAUCGGACACUUAUUACAGCACCACCUUAAGUCACACGCAGGACACUAAGGCAAAAAUAAGCUUCGAGUCCCGCCUCUAUCCAUGUGAGGCACUAGAUUCACCUCCCCCUCCUCCUCCACCUCGCCCCUUACCCCCAAUCCCGCCAAGCGUGCCACCUCUUAGAGUCAGCACCCUCCUGGCUAACUCCGCACGGCCCGAGCGCUUCGAUUGGCUCAUAGCAUUCACGCCCGACGCUGAUCUCCUGCCGCAGCCCACUCAAUUAAGAAAAUCGCACAUGGAAAUGGUGAAAAAGAGCUCCCCAGUUCCAAAGGUCACCAGUUUCAAAGAGCUGCGUUACCGCAACAAGAGCGGCGCACCUACAACGAAGGUGAUCACCGACCCUGACCCCGACCCCUCAGUUACCACCCCGGACCCCGACAUACUGUACAACUUGAAGUGGAGACGGGCGAAGGAGGGCAGCGAAGGCAGCCAGUGGGAGUAUACCUCUCAGGCCCAAGCCCUGUUCAUGCAGCCGCCGCCAGCGCUCACCUCCAUGGCGGCGCUGAAGGAGAUGCUGCAGAGGGUGGACGAGGCGAGUGGAAGAGGCGACAAGAUGGGCUCCUCACUCAGUGACAGCAGCCUGUGGAUGACUGGCAAAGAGUGGGAGCGUGAAGACAUGGUGAAGAUGGAGGACAAGGAGAAGCGGGAAGAAGAGGAGGCGGAGGUGCGAGGACAGGCCGAUGGAGGGAAGACACGUGAACCCAGAACCGCUGCAGUUUCCUCCCCCCCACUGUCCCUUACCCGGCCUCCCGAGCCCUACUUCCUCCACGCUGCCCCUACUUCCUGUCAAGAGAGGCACUUGCAUAUAAAUUCCAGGCCGCAAGCCCACAUCGGCCGAGAGUCUUCAGAGACGCAAGGAGCCCCGCAGUGGGCUCAUUCUGGUGCUGUGUUUAGCUACCAGUCCAGGGUUGGUUUUGGCUCUCCCAACCCUGGGAAGAAAGUAAGGCAAAAUACAGCAACUCAAUUUCCCAGUGGUAGCAGAAUCGAUGACAGUUUGGGCUCUCAGUGUAAUUCGGACUCGCUAUACUGCAGUGACAGGCAGAGUAUUGCGGAUGCUUCAGAAUGCACCACCCCUUAUAAGAACAUAGAUGUCAUGAUGACGAAUCCAUGCGCUCAAAAAAAGCAAACAGACCGUAACGCUAACAACACCAAGACGUCCAAAGAGCUGCCCCCUCUGCCCACUUAUUACCUACACCGCUCCAAGCACUGCCCACUGCACGGGGGCUCGCCUCCUCGCCUCUCCCCUAUUGGAGCCCUUUCGCCUCCCCAACGCACGGGGGCGCUACCUCCUGGCGUGGCGGGCUCCGGCCUAAGCUCUCCCCUUUUCCCCCGCUCUCACACUCUGCCUGCCCUUGCCGCCCCGCCCUACUACCCGCACCUGUACCCUGCAAUACCCCUCUGUGCUCCCCCUCUACCCCCAAAACUCUACCAGUCUUCUCAGCAGCCGCGCGUGGCCACUGUUCGCAGUGCGUCGUUCGCUGGAGCCGUGCAGAGAGGUGACGCGGUCUGGAUGGGCGAAGAUGUGCUGCAUCCAAUGACGGGAUACCGCCUCUCCUCUCUGCACCUGCUGGAAAAGAGAGCUCUCGUCAGUGCGGUCGGUGUGGCGGUGGAAGCCGUCUUGGCCCAGUUCAGUUCUUCGCGGACACUAGUUCAGAAGGCUUUAUCAGGAGACAGCACAGUAAAUCCAUCGCUGGGCCGUCUGGUGCUGCAGUGCCUCUGCCCCGCCCUCCACAGCCUGCUGACGGACGGUCUAAAGCCUCACCAGAGUGAUCUGAUUGCAGGCAGGAGGCCAAAUUCAGCCUGGAAUUUGGUUCUGGCUUCAACACGGCCAGGUCCUAAAACGCAAGCCCUUUUCAAUCUUCAAGUUCGAGUUGGCGAACUGCCUCAGCUGAAACAGAGCAAACACCGCUUCAAUGCCUUCGUCCUUGGAUUACUCAAUUCAAAGCAGCUUGAUUUCUGGGUGUCUCACCUUCAGUCUAGCAGCGAUGUGUUGGACGCGUACUACCGUCCGUCCUCCUUCAUGCAUCUGUCGCUGAGCGCCUGCCAGCACCUGUUCGACGAGCUGCUGCUCAUGCUGCAGCCUCUCAGCCUGCUCACCUUCAACCUCGACCUGCUCUUCCAGCACCACCACCUGGAGCCCCACAACCCCGCCCCACAGGUGCGCAGUCCCCCCGUUCAGGAUUCGGGUCAAUCGACAAAGGCGACCCGGUCUGAAAAGAGAGGUGGCAGACACGUGGAACGUCUCUCGGAGGUAGACUUUACGGGUCCUGGACAUCUGGCAGCCGAAGAGGGUCAAACUACUCCUAGUAAUGCAGGGUGGUCACUCACUCUGGGCCACACAAGUCCCCAGCUCCGGUGGGUCCAGGACAAGAGGAUUGGGGAACUACCUCCUCCGAACAUGGAGGAGGACAGCUUCGCUCAGCAGGCUGGACAGGUGAUCCAGCAGGGUUGGGGUGCUGUGAUGCGGUGGGGAGGACGAUUGAGCCAGAACUUGGCCGAGCUCAACCUGGCCACCGGGAAAACUGAAGAGGCGAGGACCAGUCUGCAGGAUCACCAGGCCCAGACAGAGAGCGACUUCGCCCCAGUUAAUUCUGUCGCACAGGUGCCCUGGAGUCUGGGUCGCCUCUUUGGCUCUACUUCUUCAAAAAGCCCCAAUACUCCAGUGGCUCAAGGACCACUGAGCAAGCGUCCCUCGCAGUGGUUGGCUCCUGGUGUCACGGCGCUGACCCGAAUGGUGAGCACCACUUCGUUCCCGGUUUUAAGGGCGACCCCAGAACCAAUGGAAGAAAGUCACACUGUGUCAGAACGUGCGGCUGAUACUCCAGAGACGACAGACAAACCACACAGGUCUGUGCGAACGCUGUGCGACCACGCCGGAGCGGGCUCCGAGCUCAGCUUCCGCAAGGGCGAGGAGCUCGUAGUCUUGGAGGGCGUCGGCCAAGACUGGAUCCGCUGUCGUCAGGGAGACCGAGAGGGCCUGGUACCGAUUGGCUACACCUCGCUCAUCAUGUGACGCCGCAACAGCUGGACUCCGUGAAUUAAGGAUGAAAAACAAAACAUUCAAAAAAUACCUAUUCUUGGGCAAAUACUGAUAGAGGUUCGCACGAGGUUCCAGUACUCUUAGAGGGAUAUUUCACCAUAAAGUGAGUCAAAUCACGACUUUUGAGUAAAAUAUCACGUUAAAUGCCCUUCCCGCGUUGUCCGCUUUCCUCGGCAGCCGCUGAUCUAAGGGCACUUAAUCACUCGCGGAUCAGCGACCGCCACCUGGUCGACAGUACGGGGGCGGUCACGUUGGGAGUACUGACCCAGAACCUCCUGUUGCAUACGUGAUCAUGUAGUGAACUGUAGCUGUGUGUACAUGUGUGUUGUAUUGCCCUUACACCCCCUCAUUUACCUUUUCCCCCCUUCGGUUCACACGUGUUUGACAUUUUACUGCUGUAUAAAUAUAGAUAUAUAUAAAGCAUAUAAAUACAUAUAUAAAUAUCCCUGUCUAUAUAUAUAAAGUGAUAUUGAUAUUGCAUUAAACACAAAGCGCAAACGUAACGCUGUUGCUACAGCGACGAUACAGGUGGAAUCGUUCUCGAGCGGUCGUCAUGCAAACAACGAGGUGUACGUGUUUGAAAUCCAAUAUCUUCCUUCCUGCGUGCGUCACGUCUUGAAAUCACUUCAAAACGCAUCUUCCGCAUUUCCUCAAAUAGUGGCCUCCGCCCCAAUCGACGCCGGGCCUCAAUGAAUCUUCGUCAUCCAGCCGUUUUCUCCAGCGCUUAGACCCGGAGCCUAUCCUGGCUGACUUUGGGCGAGAGAGGCCCUGGACUGGUUGCCAGUCGUCCUCAUUCCCAAAAAAAACAAAAAACAAAAAAAAAACCACCUCCUUUUUUUCAGGUGACACAGUAAAUGCUGCCUCAAAUUGACGUGACGCAAAAGAAGAAACUGCAACGAUACUAUUGUGAAGCAGCUACACAGCCUAUUCCUCGUCGAACAAUCAGUGGACAAGCGUAAAGGCCUCUUCCGUCAAAUAAAGGUCGAGUACUCUCUGCAGUUGAGCCUAUGGCUGCUAUUUGAGGAAAUAUAAUAGCACCCUCCGAUUAUCACAAAGUUAUUAAGGCUAACUAAUUUCCUACUGGUUCAACCUGGCAUGGGCUCAUUAAUCUUUGCGCUCUCACUAUCUGAAGUGAAUGCAGCAGGCAAACCGCCUCAUGUAUGUUGGCGCUGAUGAUGAUGAUGAUAAUGUCUGCUGGUUUGUUGGCUUAUGCAUCCACUUUUAACCCGUGAAGCUGCCAUAUUUUAAGCGCGCACCCCCCCCACACUUCAUCGAUAUUAGCUACAGUGGUAGUAGAAAAUGCUCAUGCGGUGGCAGCGGUUAUGUUCAUACACAGUACUUUGCCGUCUUUUAGUCAUUAUUCUCAUGUUUAGAAUUGGCGAGGCAUAAAACGUCGGUUAAUACAGUUGAGUUGUUCAGUUUGCUGGAAAGUCGUCGGUUGCAGCCCCUGCAGGGUUGAGGGCUCAAUCGUUUCAUUUCAGGUUGAAAGAAAAGAGUGAGAGAGAGAGAGAGAUGGAGUGAAAUGUUUACCAAUGAGGGAAUGUUUUAUUUGUAUCUCUUACUGAUCAAAUCAGGGAACACUUUUGUUUCGGUGUCGAAUGGCAGUGUAGCAUUACUGUCCCCGUGGCAACAGUAGCAUUAAGUUAGACCGGUGCUCCUCACUGACGACUCACGUUGUUGCCGUCAUAUGGACGAGUUGGCAAGAAAUAAUCCGUCUCGCUAGAACAUGAAACGACACGUUUAUGAUUUUGCCAUUAUCCCAAUGUGAGGUAAUGAGCGCCAUGCAUUCGUUUGCACGUUAUUUCUUUCUUGGAUGUACUAUUUAUUGCUCUUUCUGAGUCCAAUUCCUGGGUUGUGAAAGCUGUGAGGGUACGUGUUCAUGUCAGGGAAAGCACAGCCUGUGGGAGUGCAACCAUGGGUAGUAAGUCAGUAGCUCCCCCCUCCUCGUCUCUGGUGUCAUGUAGCCUGUAGACCUGCCCUGUGUCCUAUUACUAUGAUUGCUGCACAAUAGUGUCCCUGUCACUGUCCACUUCCUGCAUGUGCUUGUUUGUAAAUACACCAAAUAAAACUAGUAUCCGUAUGAACCAAACUUGUUGG
Phycodurus eques (leafy seadragon) is the source of this 7729-nucleotide messenger RNA. RefSeq names its product RUN and SH3 domain containing 1 (gene rusc1). Gene Ontology annotation, molecular function: protein binding. The record is from RefSeq and is a predicted model, not a curated record. Gene Ontology annotation, cellular component: cytoplasmic vesicle. The coding region runs from base 230 to 5605 and encodes 1791 amino acids. The transcript has 12 exons. Lineage: Eukaryota; Metazoa; Chordata; Actinopteri; Syngnathiformes; Syngnathidae.